AUGCCUUCUUACGAAACGAUCAGCCUUCAUCCGCAGGACCACCUCCUAUCACAACUCAAGUCGACGACAUUCGACGUGAUUUGUAUCGGCUCAGGGUGGGCGGGCCGCGUCUUGGCCGCACGCAUUGUCAAGGCUGGUCUCACGGCCGUCAUAAUCGAAGAACAGCUCGUGGGCGGUGACUGUCCUUUCUGGGCAUGUGUCCCAAGUAAAGCCCUCCUGCGCCCGCAGGAGGCGUUAGCUGAAGCUCAGGCUGUCUCUGGUGUCCGGGAGCUGCAAGGCGAGAGGUCUUCGCUGGAUGCGGACACAGUGUUCAAGAGGAGAGAUGCAUUCACUAGUUCCUGGAACGACGGUGACGUCCUGAUACCCAUGGUAGAGAAUAGCGGGGCGGUCCUUGUCCGCGGCAGGGGAGAGCUCGUUGGCGUCAAGCGAGUCGCCGUCACCCACGAAAAUGGCGAGCGAGCUGAGCUCGAGGCCAAGCAUGCGGUGGCCAUCUGUACUGGCAGUGAUCCAGUCAUUCCCAACAUUCCAGGGCUGAAGGAGAGCAACCCGUGGGGCCCGCGGCAGGCAACAUCUUCCAGCGAAGUCCCGAAACAUUUGCUCGUUUUGGGAGCUGGAGCUGUUGGCACGGAGAUGGCAACAGUAUACGCUUCUCUCGGAGGUCAGGUCAGUCUGGUGUCAAGGAGUGCAGAGCUUCUUCCAAAAAUCGAUCCGGAAGCCGGGAAGCUCGUGAGAGAAGGCCUAGAGUCUCAAGGAGUCCGCGUCUAUGUGUCCACCUCCGUCCAGGCGGUCUCAAGGGAAGAAGGGACUGAGGGCCUACUGACAGUACAGCUGUCAGAUGGCUCCACUGUCACAGGCGUCACCCAAAUCCUGGCUGCAACAGGCAGAAAGGCCAAAACGAGCGGUAUCGGUCUCGAGAAUGUCGGGGUCAAGAUGGACGGCUCGCCUAUCGCCGUGAGCGAGUCCCUUGAUGUGCCAGCAGUACCCGGCGGGUGGCUCUAUGCCCUCGGAGACGUCAACGGCCGGGCACCCAUGUCUCAUUCGAGCAAGUAUCACGGCAGAAUUGCGGCCAACGCCAUUAUCGCCCGGUCUCAGCAGGACGGGGCCGACGUUCCGGGGUCUAACACGCCCUGGUCCAAAGUCUCAGCCACAAACGACGUUCUGGCACAGCCGCAGGUUGUUUUCACGCGUCCUACUGUCGGGAGUGUUGGUAUGACCCGGACCGGGGCCGAAGCCGCCGGGCUGGCCGACAAGAUUCGAAUUGUCAUUGCUCCGGGUGCCACGCUGGGAGCCAGGCUGCACCAGGAAGGAUACAAGGAUGGGUGGGCACAGUGGAUCAUCGAUCGCGAAAGCAACAAGCUCGUCGGGGCGACAUUUGCGGGAGACGGUGUGGCAGAGCUGUUGCAUGCUUCGACUGUGGCUAUUGUGGGUGGAAUGACUGUCGACAGGCUUGCGCACGCUGUUCCUCCGUUUCCUACCAUGAGUGAGGUCUACCUCAACCUGUUGGAGGCUGCGGAGGGGUUGUAG
Molecule: messenger RNA, 1524 nt
Organism: Diaporthe batatas
Lineage: Eukaryota; Fungi; Ascomycota; Sordariomycetes; Diaporthales; Diaporthaceae
Exons: 2
Coding region: 1-1524 (507 amino acids)
Molecular function (GO): dihydrolipoyl dehydrogenase (NADH) activity; flavin adenine dinucleotide binding
Source: RefSeq, a predicted model, not a curated record